AUGCCUAUGUUCAAUCAUCAAUUUAUUAAUAACGAUCAACAAAACAGUUCACCAUCGAGUAGUAAAGUCAGAGUUUCGGAUAAAAAUAACAAAAAUUUCACGAGUAUGUCUAAUGACCAUCUAAAAAAUGAAAUUGCCAGACGUGCUAUGGCUCUUGGAAAUGCUUGUAGAAAGGCUGAAUAUGCCGUUAGUCAACUUAAAGGGUUAUUACCUCCAGAUACAAACGUAGUUCUUCCUUCUGACGCUUCUAUACCGACAUUACCGCCAUCUUUACCAAAUAAUAAACCUCCUCAAAAUUUUAAUAUACCUAUAUCAUACGAUAGAAAUGAUAGAAAUGAUAGAAGUUUAAAUUCAAAUACUGCUACUAGUUCAUCUAAUACAACAACGUCAGGAAUGAAUGAUGAUAAUAUGGUAGCUUCACUUUUGAUGUCUCUUACAAAUGCUUCUUGGGAACGUAAUACUAAUUCGGUUGAGAAUGAUAAAACAAAUAAUGAUUCAUCAAUGAUUACAAAUUCUCCUACUUCUUCUAAUCCUGGUAUUGUGUUGGGUUCUUUUGAUGGUUAUAGUCUUGAUGACGAUGAUGAAAUAUAUGAUCAAAAACAUGAUUCAUCAUCAGAGCAAGAUCUUGAUGAGUCUAUGAUAGAUAACGAUGAAAAUGAUCCUGAUAUAAAUAUGGUUGAUAAUUCAUCUCAAGACAAUAAAUCUUCAUCUAUAAAUGAUUCUAAUUCUGAAAGUAAUCGAAAACGAACUUCAAGUAAUCGUAGUCGAACUCGAAGAAAACCUUCGGUUAGCAGAGUUUCAUCUCCUUCCUCUCCUUAUUCAACGCAAUUCACUCCAGAAGAAAUUUUAUUCCUGGAUGAAUUUAAUAAAUUGUACGAAAAAAGAGUUCAAUUAGGUCCAACUAGACAAAGUGAUAUUGCUUCCGAAAUCAGGCAAUUUGCCAACAAUGCUAUAGCGUUUGGACAGCCUGCUGUUUCAGGGUUGGUUAGAAAGACUAAAGUACCUAAAGAACAAAGAGCUGUGAAUGCUUUGAAAGCCUGGAUUGAAAGUGGAAAGAAAAGAUUAGGUGUUGUAUAA
Dentiscutata erythropus is the source of this 1077-nucleotide messenger RNA. The record is from the annotation of a GenBank genome assembly. Lineage: Eukaryota; Fungi; Glomeromycota; Glomeromycetes; Diversisporales; Gigasporaceae.